AUGGUCAGGUCUGUAGAUGGCCCAUGGCCCGAUUUACAUAUGGGCGGCGAGUGGCCAGUAGGCAGUCUCCAAGGAGGCCACACUUUUAAACCCGACUGCCGAUCCUUGGGCGGUCUACAGCCGCCGGCAGACCAUUUGAGUGUACCACAAGUUCCAAUGAAGACUUCACACAGUCUUGCUUCACGAAGACAACCCCACCAUGUCAAACUCAACACCUCAAAUGAUAGCACCACCCCGCAACUCACAUGUUUUACAGACGUCAUGUUAUUUCCUAAUCACCGCGGCGGCCCUCCAAGGUAUCAAUGCUCAGUAUGUCAGACACGCUCAAUGAAGAACUACGAGGGACAUAUCAACUCGCCUGCCCAUAUGUUAGCCGUCAUUGAUUUUAUGGAACAAGAGGAAGCCGAUGAACGUGUUCAAACAGCCACAAACCUUUCAGCAAACCGAGAUCAAACUCCCUCUAUGGAGGAAGUCCAAGGCGAGACCUACGAUGGUCACUUCUCCUCCCCUCCAAUGCAACCUCUGUCACCACUUACACUACUUAGGAACCUGGAAGAUGACCCUUUACACUUGCUGCAGUCCCUCUCAGAUGAUUCAGAAGACUCAAUGACCUUCGAUACACUGCGUCAGGCAUUGGACGAAGUUGAAAACAUCCAAGAAACGGAAGAAGGAGAUGACGACAAAGAGAUUCAGCAAGCUUUGGAAGAAGAGUUGAGGAGUGGAAAAAUUCAAGAUGCUAUUGAUUGGUUCCCGUUUAAAAAAUUGGAGGUGAGGUUCAUGUUCUGGCGUUACUCCUGA
This is a messenger RNA of Melampsora larici-populina 98AG31, 798 nucleotides long. RefSeq lists its product as uncharacterized. The transcript has 3 exons. Bases 1 to 798 code for a protein of 265 amino acids. Lineage: Eukaryota; Fungi; Basidiomycota; Pucciniomycetes; Pucciniales; Melampsoraceae. The record is from RefSeq and is a predicted model, not a curated record.